Hypomesus transpacificus is the source of this 816-nucleotide messenger RNA. RefSeq lists its product as uncharacterized. The record is from RefSeq and is a predicted model, not a curated record. Bases 1 to 816 code for a protein of 271 amino acids. The transcript has 4 exons. NCBI's taxonomy places the organism in Eukaryota, Metazoa, Chordata, Actinopteri, Osmeriformes, Osmeridae.
AUGGUCUUCUACUCGCUGGUCCCGAAGAACGAGCCUGCUCCGAUUGGUCGAGGAGUUAAGAGGAACCUGGGAGUACCUUGCAGACAAGCUGAAUGUCUGGCCACCGGAAAAACAUACGACAACAGGGCGUUUGAGGAUAACGAGCUGAUGGCGGUGAUUGAGCAAAGCCCCAAUACAUCCGACACAAGGGCCCGACCCUCGACCAGCCCGGUCCCAACCCAAACAGACCCCUCUUCAGACGGGCUCCAAGAGGGGCCCCCGGCCCGGCCCACGCCUGAACACUCAGUCAUAGCAGAUACCUCUCUGGAGCCCAGCCAGGACACCCUGGUGGACACCUCUCUGGAUGAGGAGAAGGGGUGCACCCUAUCCCACCCCAGUAUCCAGCUGCAGUGUGUGGAGGACUGGAUCGCCGGGGGGCCCGAGUACCCCUCGUUCCCGGACGCCCUCCCUCCCCCGUCGCCCUCUCCCUACCGCUCGCCCUCGCCCUCCCCGCCCAGCCUGCGCGAGGAAGCCUUCCGUUCCUCCCUCACCCUCCGCACGGCCGAACUGUGCACCACGCCUGUCCGUCACAGCCUGAGCAUCUCCCACGGCAACAUGCCCCUCCUCCUCUCCCACUGCGUGUCUCUGGGCCUCACCACGGUCGCCGUCGACGUCCAUUUCUUCCCAGCGGCCAGUGCGGCGUCGGUGACGACGGCCGGCCAGCUGAACACCACCGCGCCGGCGACCGUCUCGCCCCAGGGGUCGCAAAUGAGCUCCCGAUUGGCUCACAGCCAGGAAAAUGACCUCCUAAUCUCCAGUAUGCGCCAGAGUAAGUAA